Molecule: messenger RNA, 9173 nt
Organism: Argiope bruennichi
Lineage: Eukaryota; Metazoa; Arthropoda; Arachnida; Araneae; Araneidae
Product: cyclic GMP-AMP synthase-like receptor
Exons: 6
Coding region: 8-1159 (383 amino acids)
Source: RefSeq, a predicted model, not a curated record
UGGCAACAUGAUGCAGUGUAGGGUUAACAGUUCUCUCUCUGAGGAUGGAUCGACAAACAAAAGCUGCAAAGAAGCCUUAUGUAUUAUAGAUAAGAUUUUAAAAAACAAAAUAAAAAUUGAUGCCAAGGAAUCAGAAAGGAGUAGCAACAUUGUAACCGACUUUCUAAAGGAUAUAACACCAGCCUUUAAAAAGGAUGCUGUGUUUCGUAGUAUGUACUUUAGAGAUUACAAAACAGGGAGUUCAUAUAAUGAACUAAGGAUUUCAAAUGCAUCUGAAUAUGAUAUUGAGAUUGUUUUCAGAGCUCCAGCACAAAUACAUUUAGAGGUUGAAUUUUUCCCAGAGACAAUGACAUUUGCAAAAUUGAAGUGGAAUAAAAUCGGCGAUUUUCCUCCAAAUAAGUUGGAUAUUUUGCAUUUUUUCGAAAAAAACUCAGAAAAUGGAUAUCUUAAGCCAUUAAAAAUAUCUGCAUGGUUUCAAGGUCUUAUUGAUGUGUAUUUAAAAAGUAAUCCCAUGAUUCCAGGUAUUAAGAAGAUGCGAAACUCUCAGAGUGGUCCUGCGAGAACAAUAGAGAUUGAAACUGUUGAAGGUUACCAGCUUAGCAUUGACUUGCUACCUGCAUUCACAUUCUCAUUUGAUUCUUUAAUAGGGACAAAGAUAAAUAAUAUAUUAGAAAAAUAUCCUGUUGAUAAAUCUAAAAAAUUUUGGUUUCUGGUGCCAAAAAUUUGUAAAGGUGAAGUUCCGCUUUUAGCUUCUCAGUGUGAUUUCUCCUGGAGAGUAGAUUUUCCUGAAGUAGAAAGAAAAGUUCUAUUCAAUAAACUAUCUGCAAAAAAUGUUGUUAAACUUCUGAAGCUUUUGCGUGACAUAGAAAAUUGGAAUAUUGCCUCUUAUCACUUGAAAACUUUAAUCCUUUGGGCAAUUGAUGCAAAUCCAAAAACUGACUAUUGGCAGGGGAGUUAUUUAUUUGAUAGAUAUUUAGAGACAAUGACUUUUCUACAAAAAUGCCUGGAAAAACAAUUCUUACCAUAUUUUAUGGAUGACUCCUACAACCUUUUUCAUGUAUUGAAUAAAGAUGAAUGCAAAAAUGUGAGCAAUCGUCUUAAACACCUUAUUGGACUCAUCAAGUCAGAUUAUAAUAACUUAAAUGUUAUUUAUAAAUGAAACUCAAUGGCAAUUUUUUUUAUUUAAUGCAAAAUAGUUGAAAUUUUUCAAGAGUUUAACAAAUAAUUAAAAUAACUGCAUUUCUUUUAAUGAGGAUAAAUGUUAAAAUAUCUUAUUCUAAAUUAUUUAUGAUUAUUAAUAUGGAAAAUAAGAGAAACUUUUAAACUAUUUAAAAUAUUAUUUAAUCUAUUAAAACAUUAUCUAAUAUUUUUUGCUACUUUACUCUUAAGAAUUGAAUAAAUGUAGAUACUGUUGAAAUUGAAAAAAGUUGUGAUAUGUGAUCCUCUCAAAUGGGAUCAUUUUCCAUUGUUUCAAAGCUUUAAUUUUAUCUGUGUUUUUAGUAGAAUUGAAAAAAAGAAAUUCUGUCAUUAUUGAAUGUUUUUAAUAAUUGUAAUUUUAAAAUCGUUUUGUUAUAUACUUUUAAAACUAUUUUUGUGAAUUUCAUUAUAAUUAUUUUAAAAUGCUAUAUGCCAUUUAUAAUUUCAUAUAUAAAAGACGUAAGCACCAAUCAUGGUCCAGUGCUAUUUUCUAAACUUUCCCUGUAGCCAAACGGAUUUAGAAUUUGAAGCUUUUCUAGAAUUUUGAUGUAAAUAUUAUAUUUCUUAUACACUGAUUGAGAGACUAACUGAAAAUCAUCUUGAUAGAUUUUGGUCAGAAUUUUAAAGAAAUCUAAAAAUUUUGUGUAAAUAGUUUCACCAUAAUCUGGCUUUUAAGAGUGAAGAAUCCUUUAAAUAAUGCAAAGUAUUAAAUUUUUUUUUGAGUCAAUCAAUGAACUUCUGAAAGAUUUCUGACUUUUUGAAUUUUUAUACAAUUCUAAAGUUCUGUUAGUCAUAUUUGGUAAAUUAUUCUUAGUGCACUAACAUUUUAAAGAAAAGUAGUUUCAAACUUCCUAGCACAUCUUUAAAUGUUAUUAUUUAGAUCAUUUCAAUGAUUUUUUUGAGGAAGAUCCCUUGUUUCUCAGGAAAGCUGUCUUUGAUUGGUCUAGUAAUAAAAUUCAAAGCUUGUUUUUUCUUUCUGUUUUAGUCUCGUAAUGGUGGAUUUUUUCUUCUCGUCUAAAAUGUUAAUGUAACAGGAAUAUUUUGCUAAAUGCAAUUAAAAGUAUAUAGAGACUGUAUAAAAAAUACUUUAAUUUUUCAAGCAGUUCAUUUAUUGAUUAUUUAUAGUAAUUCAUUUACAUAUAUACAAAUUAUGCCAUUUCCAUCAUUUUUCUAUUUGGAAAUAUAUGUAGGUCUCUAAAUCUAUGUAUGUCUAAAAAUAAUCUAUUGGGCUACAAUUAAAAUGUAUAUGUGGUUUGUUGAAAGUACUUUUAUAAAAUAAAAAAUAAAAGUAAAUUAAUUUACUUAAUAAAUUUUUUAAUUAUUUAAUUUUAAAAAAUUAAUUUAAAAGUAAAUUAAUUUUAGAAAUUUACUUUUAUAAAAAAAAUAAAAAUGUUUUAUAAGUAUAAUUCAAAUAUUUAAAAAAAUAUUUGAAUUUCAUUUUUACAUUCUCAUACAUAUAGUUAAAGUAUAUUAAUGGUCAAAAUGUUCAAACUGAGGAUUUUGACAAAUCUUCACAUUUUAUAUUUCCCCGAGUACAAAAAAACACAUUUUUGAAAAAAGUGUAUUUGUGUAUGACAAAAAUAACUCAAACGCCUUGAGCUGGAUGAUUGAAAUUUGGUAUGUGGUCUUAACAUCAAAUUUUCAGAUUUCUAUCAAAUUUUGUGUGCAAUCUGUUCUGAGGAAAUAUAUCUGUCCAGCUGUUCAAAUAUAAGCCAACACAGUAAUUGCAAAAUGAAGAGAGUUAGAUAAAAUUUGGUACCCAGAUUUAACAUCUAUAAUGUAGACACCUGCCAAAUUUUGAGCCAAAUCCAAAGACAGGUUGAAUGUCUGUUGGUCUGUACUUUCAGAUACAUAUAAAUGAGAAUUCAAAAACUCAAUGACUUAAAUAUAUCAAAUUUGGUAUGGGAUUUUAUGAUUAAAAGUGCAGUUUUGUGUCAAAUUUUUGUUUAGCCAGUUGAGAAAAACUUGUCUUAAACACAAAUUCUAUUUUUGAAUACUAUUAAUUGCAUGCCAAGGAUUAAUUGUCGAAGAACUCAUCGUGGAUAUCAUGAUAGAUUUAGUAAAAAUGCUGCAUUCACGCCAAAAGUUAAUAUUUCGUAACUAUUGUAUGUCAAUGCCAUGUAAGACAGUCUCUGCUAGACAAGUUUAUUAGAGAGAAAGCAAAAAAGUUUUGAGGGAAUCACUCCUGCUGGUAUGAUAUAUGAUUUAUUUGUAAGUCUUUUGUGAGCUGUUUAAAAACUGAUUACUUAAAGAAAUUUGUAUUCAGCUAAUAAAUUCACAUUAAAAUAUAUUAAAAUUUGACAUUUUAUAGUAUUAGGUGCUGAACUUUGUUACUAAAUGGAAUGAUUUUUGUGAAUUGCCUUAAGAUUUAAAGGUGUAAGAAUAUUGGCAAAGACCUGAAGAAGGAUAUUUGAUUCGCAUAAGUAUUCAUAUAAGAUUUAAGAUUUACUAGCUUAUUCUUACUUACAAAUCAGCUCUUUGAUUUAAUAGGGCCACUUAAUAUAACAGAUUUCUGUGGUCCUGAAUUUGUGACCCUUUUUAUUUCCAGGCUCUUGUGAUAACUAUUGUGUUGGCUAUAAAUAUAUUGAUUUAUAGCUUGCAGAUUGUCCUCAUAUUAUAUGUGACAAGACAUUCAUUUAGUAAUUUGAUGUAUUGAUUAUUUAUAAAAGUGGAUGUAGCACUUUAUUAACUGAUACAUGGUUUAGUUAUAUCUUUGUAGCAAUAAAUGAAAUGAUUACUUAUGUCUAAAUACUUGUGGUUCUACUAUAAUUACUGAGAAAGAUUGUACAGUUUUCUGAAGUUUUUAUUACUUUGUGGAAAAAAAAUGACAUUAAUGAUUAUUGAAUUUUACUUUUCAUUUUGAUUUAGGAUUCUAUAAUAUUUUGUUAUCUAAUUUGGUGUUUUGAAUAGUAUACUUUUCUUUUUUAUUCUCUUUAAUUAAAAUUAAUUUUGUUAUAUACUUAAAGGAUUCUGUAUUAUAUGUUCUGUUAUCAGUUUGCAUUGUAUGUGUUUCCAGUCAUUGUAUUUUUAACAUCUGGAUAUGUAUAUGUUUUAAGCACAAAAUUUAAAUUGUUGUCUUAAUAAUUUUUGCUAUGAAUUUACUUAAUUUGUAGCAGAAAUUUUUAAGACAAGCCUCCUCCCCCCCCCCACUUUAAACAAGGGUUAUGCACGCAAGUGGGUGAGUGUCGUCUUCGUAUGAGUUAGAAGUCAGACUUCUGCCCUCGGGUGCUCAGAGACCUUUACUCUCAGAAGUUACUGCACAAACUCAGCUUUAAACGCUGACUUCAUCAGCGGGCUUGUCUAUGACAAGAGCCAUAAGUAACAACAACAUGAUUUUUGCAGUCUGUUAUUUGAAAGUAUGGUUUUUAAAGUACUAUUAUUGAAUAAUGUGGUAUUAAUCAAAUAAAAAAACUUCCUAGUACAUUAUUGAAAAUUUUUAUAUUUGAAUUUUAAAACUCUCUUCUUAUACUUGUUCAAUGACUGAGGGUGAAUGUGAUGACGAAUUUAAGCCAAAAUUUUAUGCAUAACUUGAAAUUUGUCAUUGUAUGCCAUAGUCUUAUGCAAGUAAACAUUUAUUUCCAAAUAGAAAAUGCACUAAGAAAUUUAAAGUUUAUUUAAAUUAUUUGAUUAAAAUCAAUAUGCUUCUGAAAAAAUUGUCUAAAUUUGUAUAUGGUCUGUUGUUUUAUUAGUCAUGUUAACAAAAUAUUUUUGAAACACUAGUAUUUGAAAUAAAGUUUUAAAUUUUUGUGUUUAUAACUGACUUUGUAAUAAAUAUCGAUAUUUUAGAUGAUUUUAAUGAUCAUCUUGAAGAAGAUAUGCUGAUCAAUGUAUAGCAUUUCCUGAAAACUGCCCUUGAUUGGCAUAAAAUAAGGAAAUUCAAAGCUUCAUAACUCUUAAAUGUUUGGUCACUAAAGCUUGAAAUUUUUAACUCAUUUUGAAAUCUUGACCCAAAUAGCAUAAAAUAUAAUGUUUUAUAGUAUUUAAAGCUUUCUCAAUUGAAAAUAUAUAUCUAAUUCUAAUGGCUUGAUCACAAUUAAAGUGGACUUCCUGUAUAUUGAAAUUACCUUUCUCAGAAUAGUAAAUGAUUUAAAUUCCAUUCUUUGGUAUGUAAUUUAUUCCUACAGAUUUGUUAUUUUUUGUGAAAUCUAAUAAUUGAAUAAAUUUGCAUCCGUCUUAUAUAUUCACUUGAAUAUUUUGAGGUUUGACAUUUUAUUAUUGUGAUCAGUAUACUCAGAUUGGUAAUAAGUAAUGGAUUGGGAUUUUUCAAGAGAAUGAGUGAUCCUCUGAUCCUGAAGUUGUGAUUUUUAUCUUCAUGCCACUGCAGUGACUGCUAUGUAGCUGGACUAGAAAGGAUAUUAACUUUAUAUUAUAAGGUUGUGAGUGUGUUAUAACUUGACAGAAGACAUUCAUCAAUUUCAGUCUCGGAAUUUAUCAAAUGUAAUUGAAAAUAUUACCACGUGAAUUGUUUAGUAACUGAAAUGUAAUGUAAUUUUGUUAUGGUGGAUAUGAUUUAUUGUUAUAAUUUCUGCUUCAGUACUAUAUAAUAAUAUGACGAAGGGAGUAAAAUUUAAUUCACAGAAUUGUGUUGGAUGUUAAAGUAUAUUCUUCUGUUCUGAGUUGACAUUUUUAAGAUGCUUUUUUUUUUCUUUCAAAUUCAAAAUUUACUUUUCACCUCAAAUAUAAAUUAACCUUUACUAUGCAGUAGAUAUGAGGAUUUUAAUUUAUAUUCAAUUUUAGUUUAGCAUUAUAGUUUCUUAAAUUUCAAACUUAGUGUUUCUAAUCUUAUGUAUUGUUAUACAUUGUUUUGCCCUUUUGUCCUGAAUUGUAAUUACUUUUGUUUUAUAAUUAAUAAUUCUUUAUUCUGUUUCUUUGACCAGUUAUUGAUAUAUAUCUUUUAUUAAGUGUUAUUCAUAUUUUUGUAAACUCUUUGACAAUUUUUGAUGUUUUGAAAUGUGAAAAGCAAAACAAACUUUACUUAAAUUGCCUACUUAUUUUAAUUGAUUUUAAAGUAAACUUAACUAGAAAAUUUAUUAAUUUAACAAACUCUUCUUGGAACAAACAUCUGAAGGUACCUUUUUGUUUUGAAAGAAAAUAUUUUUAAAUACUUGAAUGAAAAUAAUGUUUGUUCAAGUAGAAAAAGAAUCUCAUAUAUUGGAUUAAAUCAUUUCAUGCUUUGAAACUUUUCUUUAAGUAAUGUAAUUGUCAAUCCUUUUUGCAAAAUUGUAGUUUUCUUCAUUAUCUUAUUGAUAUGUAUAUUUAUUAUAUUAAUUAUUGAAAAUUAUACUUGUGGUUUCCUUGUUUGCAAAAUAUUUUAGUUAUUGUCAAAUAGAUUAUUAGAAUUUUUUUCACAACUUAAGCAUUAGCAUACUAUCUUUGAACUGUGACAUGUGUGAUGCAAGAAUCAUUCUAAAUACUAUGCAGUUCAUAUCAUUGGACUUAGUGCUAUAAAAUUUGACUUGUAAUUACUUUUGAUUUGCAACAGCUCACUAAGAAAGGACUUGGCAAAAUUUAAAAUAAAAAUUUUUAUAUUUUUCCUCUGUAACCUCGCCCCAUCUUAUUGCUUAAAAGUAAUUUUUGCAUCACUUUCAAAUUCCCCAAAUAAGUUUUUCAGUGUUACUAAUUUUAUUACAAUUUUUCUUUAAUAAUACAAUACCUAAUACUUUAUUAUAAUAUCUUUAAUAAUAAUGGGGAUUCAUGAAAAUCUCAUGGUUGGAUAUUUUCUCUUGGUAUAUCUUGAGUACAAAAUAGUAAAAAAAUAUUGCACAUUUGCCUUAGGCACUACAGCAUCAUUCACUUAGAUGAAUUCAUUUUGAAACUUCAUAAUCUUAACUUUUUUUCUCUUUUGCAUAUGAAGUUUAGAGAAAGUAUUGUAAUCAUCGAAAAAUCUGAACUUCAUUUUUUUAUGAAUGCCCGUGUUUUAGACUUCCCUGAGUUUGGAAAGACACAUUUUUGGAAUAUGUCUGUCUGUCUGUGCCAUAGAUAACUCUAAAUGCUCUGAAUUAGAUGGAUGAAAAUUGAUAUAUGGUCAUUAUACACAAUUUGUAGAUUUCUAUCAAAUUUUGAGCAAAAUUGAUUCAGAGGCAGUCUUUCGAAAAUAAGUUAAUACAAACAAAGUUAGCUUGAUAGACAAAAUUUGGCACAGAAUUUUACGAUUUAUAUCAUAGACAUCUAUCAAAUUUUGAGCCAAAUCCAUUGAGAGUUUGAACAUUUGUCGUGCAGAUUAAACUUUUGAUGUCUGUUCCUUCAAAAGCUUGCAAAUGUGAUAACUCGAAAACGCAAUGACUUAAAUAUGUCAUAUUUGGUGUGGGAUUUUGUGGCUAUAAAUGUAGUUUUGUGUAAAAUUGUUUGUUUCAAUUGGUUGGGGUGAACGCAUUCUAAAACACAAAUUGAUUUUCGUAUACUAUUACCAACAUGCCAGGAAUUAAUUGCCAAAAAACUCAUCAAGAAUCAUGAUAAAUUCAGUAAAAAUCCAAGAUUCACCCCAAAGGUUUCGUAACUUUUGUACUCCAAUGCCAUAUAAGGCAUUCUUUUUCUUACUGAAGGUGCAGAAGAUUUUUUUGGGGGCCAGGGGGAUAUAUUCAGGGAUAUGCUUGAAAGAUUUGGGAAAAACACUCCCACUGGUAUAGAGCAGAUCUGGUGAUUCUGAGCUGUAAUCCAAUUUUAAUGUGUAAAUUGGCAUAAAAUUCUAUUAAUUUGAUUUAAAUUUUGAAAAAUUAAUAUUUAUUUGGUGUUUUCUUAAUUUUAUCAUUUAAUCAUUUCAAAUAAAUUAUUUAUGUGAUUAUUUAAAUUUAUAUUUUAAGCAAUUCAAACUAAUUGUAAAUUCAUUUCUAAUGAUAUAAGCUGGUUUUUCAGCUGCUGCUAAAAUCAUGUCGUGAUUGUUUUAUAUAUAUAUAUAUAUAUAUAUAUGUGUGUGUGUGUGUGUGUGUGUUCUACAUAGGGGAAAGUAAAUUUGUGCACUAUUUAUUUAUGUAAAAGUGUUUUGUCUGUUUCAUUUCGAUGUAUUCAUUUUUAUUGUCUGUUUAACAAUUAUAAAUUUGUUGUUUUUGACAAUGUGAAUUUGAAAUAAGCACCUUUUUUUUACUUACAUGAGUCAUUUUAAUAGGGAUCUAUAUUUCCAUAACACUAAUUAAAUUAAUAACUAUAAAACAACUUUUGAAUGAAAAAUUAUUGUAUUGGAAUAUAUUCUUAUGCUUAUAGUUUGUGUUUACAAAAAUGGAAUAAUUCAGAAUUUGAACAAAAUAGUUGAAAUGUAAAUAAAUGUAGAUUGCAAAGAUUUUUUUUGAGUUUAAACUUUAGACCUUUUAAAUGGUUAUGCUGCAAUAAUGGAGUUUUAAACAAUGUAUAUGUUAUUUUUAUACAGAAAUAUUCUUUAAAUUAAAAAAAAAAUUUAAUAGUUAAAAUUCUUUAAAUUUAAUCUCACUUUUUUUCAAAACUUAUCUAUUUAAACUGAAAACCAAUUUAGAAUUAGUGUUUAGUAAUUUAAGACAUUUUAUGCAAAAAUAGCAAUACUAUAGUAUUUUUUAAUAAUUAAUAAAACUGGAAUUCACAUUGUAUGUAGUUUUUAUAUAAUUAAAUUUUUCUAAUACAUGUUUCUAAAUUGAAUUUUUUAUGGAUUUGUAAUUAAUUCAAUGUAAAGUUAAAUUGCUUAUGUAAUGCUAUUUGUAUGCAUUUACCUGGUGAUGUAAAUAAUGUCUUUGUAAAUUUGAAUGAAUUGUUCCAUAACCAAUCUCAAGCGCUGUUGCAGCAACGCCAUCUACAACUUCUAGUGUAAUGUGUGAGCAACAUGGUGUAUACAGUCCUUGAGGAUGAGUUUGUGAUUAAUUUUCCAUCUUAAAUCAUGAAUGUUGAUAAAUUGUUGUGGACGUCCUGAUUUUUUAAAUUUAUAAAGAAUUUAUUGAUUCAAUUUCUGUGAAAUUUUAAAUUUGUUGUGUUUUUGAGAUUUAUUUUCUUAAUAAAAUUUCAUUGGUGUUUUCUUA